AUGCACGACAACCGCCCACCGCGAGCAGCAAGACAGACCGAAGAGACGCAUUCUCAGGAUCCAAGCAUGGAACCUCCACGGCCAGUCCCCUCGUCCUCUAGGCAACGUUCAGAAGACCACACAGAAUCAUGGAUCGAAGUCGGAUCAAGACCAUCUUCUUCAUCGCUCUCCUCCGCUGCCGACGAGAUUAUUACCACGGGACUCACUGUCCAGCACGACUCAAACCUGCACCGACGAAACAGACGUACACGAGGCGGUGGUCGGUUUCAAAUAGGCACUGGGUAUAGGGUCACAGGUGCAGGAGGGAACAGCAGUCAGGAAGAAUAUGAGGAGAGCGAGAGCGAAUCGGACAGGGUCAUGACGUCCUCGAAUGAAGGCAUCGGCCCGUCACCCCUAAGGCACGAGAUAAAUCGCCCAGCUCGGAGUCCGCAGUCAGUCGCUUCCUCGGAAACCAUGUCGGAGAGAGAAGAAGAUGAUGAAGACGAUGAUGAGAAUGCAACGGCAGUGAACUACCCUCGAUCGUCAAGACGAGAGUUUCAACCACGACCAAAUGCCUUCUCGCACCCCAAUAGUCAGCAAGCGAUACGAUCGCAGUCCGGAACGGUGUACACCCCUCGUCGCAAUGUAAGGCCAGACUCGCACCGACAGCACUCAUAUCCUCAGCACUCGCCCUACAACGUUAUAGCGCCCAGCUACCAACCAGAUCACGACGAAGCAUUACGCGCCAGUCUAUCGACACUUCUAUCCGCUGCCGCCGCUGUACGAGGGCUCCCAAAACCUGGGCAGCCACGCACGAACGCCCCUUCGUCCGCUCGAGUCGACCCAACGUCACUCCGUCUCGUCCCAGAAUCAGUAGCCUUGGGUGAUGUGUCAGAAGAGACGGCAUCUUCUCCCCGCACCGCAAGUAGCAGUCCCUCAGACAAGUCCAAGCGUAAAGCAAGCCCCCCUGUCGUAGCAGGUGCGCGAAGUAGUAGCAAAGAUCGCCGUGCUGUUAAGAAGCCGCGAAAGACAGGUCCGCUCAUUGAAGAAAUUAGUCCCACCCUGUUCACGUGGGUUGUCAGCGCUGGCGUUGUGGUUCUAGUGAGCGCGCUGAGCUUCUCAGCAGGCUAUGUAGUUGGCAAAGAGGCCGGCCACGCUGAAAUUCUUGGACAGAUGGGUGUCGCCGGCACUGAAGUAGGAGGAUGUGCGAAAGAGGCUACCUCUGGGUUGAAGGGAACUGGGCUGGGUCUCCGUAAGCUCCGAUGGACUGGAGGCGCUGGGAUUCGAGCUUGA
Cucurbitaria berberidis CBS 394.84 is the source of this 1272-nucleotide messenger RNA. RefSeq lists its product as uncharacterized. The coding region runs from base 1 to 1272 and encodes 423 amino acids. The transcript has 2 exons. The record is from RefSeq and is a predicted model, not a curated record. Lineage: Eukaryota; Fungi; Ascomycota; Dothideomycetes; Pleosporales; Cucurbitariaceae.